This is a messenger RNA of Chondrus crispus (carragheen), 413 nucleotides long. RefSeq lists its product as hypothetical. Lineage: Eukaryota; Rhodophyta; Florideophyceae; Gigartinales; Gigartinaceae. The record is from RefSeq and is a predicted model, not a curated record. Bases 1 to 150 code for a protein of 49 amino acids. The transcript is spliced from 2 exons.
AUGUGUGGCAGCUGCCUUUUCUGUGAAGAAUUCUGUUUCGACACGACUUCCCUUGCUAUGGCUUUCAGACUCAAAAGACGAUGGCAUAGUUUAUCCUCACGCAAAAGGAAGACGAACGAUUCUAGAAUGAAAAUAGAUGAAGCUCUGUGAUGUGCGACUGUGAGUACUCUUUUAUGUUGGGAGGAGUUUCUGAAGUUCCAGGCGAUUGCUCGGGGAGUUAGUUGACGGCAGUACAGGAGUACACAGCAGAGAGUGCGAGGUUGGGAGUCCAGCACUAUUUGCCGAUGGGCUUGCAAAUAUACCCUGUCGCCAAUACGUGGACCUCCGUGAAAGUUAUAGGCUUUGUCAACAUCAAUGCAAGUCAUGCAAAAGACUAACACGCAGUUAGUUGCUUAAAUAGCUAUCCUCUACGA